AUGAUUAUUGGAGAUUUAAAGAAGAAACCUAAGCAGUGGUCUUCUCUUUUUGGGAUCAAACCUUUAGGGAAAUGUUCUUUACCUCCAGUUAGUAAUACUUCGGAUCUUAGUGCAAGAAGGUUUUCUAUUUCUAGUUCGGAUCCAAUCAUUGACCUUAAUAUUCUUCUUAUGGCUCUGUCUCUGGUGGGUAAAUUUAUGGGUCCUCGACCUAAUAUUGAGACUAUUAGGGAUUUGUCUAAAAAGAAAUGGAAGUUGAAUGGCCAGGUCAACAUUUAUGUAAUGUCGAAGGGCUUCUUUGUCUUUUCCUUCUCGUGCGAAAAAGAUAUCUCUACAGUCUUAGCAGGUGGACCUUGGGUGAUUGGUAAGUCAUCCUUGGCUCUUAUGAAAUGGUCCCUCAAUCUGGACCUUUCGGACUCUAUAUUUGAAGUUGUCCCAGUUUGGGUCAGACUCCUAGGUUUACCAUUGGAAUAUUGGAAUGAAGAUGUUUUAUGUGGGAUAGCAAGUUCCUUUGGGGAAAUUUUAUCUAUUGGUGCUAUGACAGCUACUCAUAAGAGGUUGGUUUUUGCCAGAAUUUGUGUUGGAGUGGUCUAG
Molecule: messenger RNA, 591 nt
Organism: Cryptomeria japonica (Japanese cedar)
Lineage: Eukaryota; Viridiplantae; Streptophyta; Pinopsida; Cupressales; Cupressaceae
Exons: 1
Coding region: 1-591 (196 amino acids)
Source: RefSeq, a predicted model, not a curated record